This is a messenger RNA of Linum tenue, 316 nucleotides long. The record is from the annotation of a GenBank genome assembly. Lineage: Eukaryota; Viridiplantae; Streptophyta; Magnoliopsida; Malpighiales; Linaceae.
ACUAAAUUUUGCAAAUGUAUUUCUUCUUCAUUUUCCAAGUAGUUUAUUAUAUACGAGGAGAAAUCCGUCUUGCGACAGCAAACCUCAACCCCAAUAGAUACCGGAAAACUCGGGAAAAGUUUAAUACGAGCUUACAGCCUUGGCGGUGGCCACCAAGGGGUAACGCAAAAGUGGCGAUUGCCAAGGAUCGAUCAAGGACCUCCUAGACACAAUCCUGCGCCUUUACCACCUCUACCAUCCCUUGGUAAAUUAAAUGAGUAAGCUGAAGAUAGACGAUGUGGAUGAAAAUGUGGUUCCUCUCUCUUCCAAAAGUGUA